This is a messenger RNA of Micromonas pusilla CCMP1545, 2133 nucleotides long. RefSeq lists its product as uncharacterized. NCBI's taxonomy places the organism in Eukaryota, Viridiplantae, Chlorophyta, Mamiellophyceae, Mamiellales, Mamiellaceae. Gene Ontology annotation, biological process: protein dephosphorylation. Bases 157 to 2133 code for a protein of 658 amino acids. The transcript has a single exon. Gene Ontology annotation, molecular function: protein phosphatase regulator activity; protein binding. The record is from RefSeq and is a predicted model, not a curated record.
GAGCGACGAGAAGCCGCGGUGACGAACGCGCGAGAUGACCCGCGCGCGAUAGGACCGAGGGUACGACGGUCGCGUCUGGCUCGCCCGCGGCGUCGCGCGAGCUCGAGUAACCGGCGUUCGAUGCGCGCGUGACCCGCGGACGACGAGACCGCGACGAUGAGCCACAACGGCGAGUUCGGCCGCGAGGAUGGGCGAGCGACCGCCCGGGUCGAUCCGAAGGACCUCAAGGAGUUCGUGUCGGAGAAAUACGUCGAGGUCGACACGUCCGCGGACGACUACGACGCGGUCGGGUUGACCGAGCUCGAGCUCUGCGAGCAGUACUGCCGCGCGUGCACGGUCUCGGUGCAGAGGCUGUUUCACGUCAAGAGCUUAGGGAUGGUGUGCACGCGCGCGCUGAGCACCGGGAACGAGGCGUUCCCGUUGGAUCUCGUCGAGACGCUCGCGCAGGACGACGACAGCGAAGUGAGGCAGAUCGUCGCGGAGCAGCUCGGGGUCUUCAUCGAGGCGCUGAAGACGGCGCGACGGGAGCAAGAGACCGACGUCGCGACCGGGCUGCUGUACGUAGCGUUUCUUCUCGUGGAAGACGACGCGGACGGCGUCGUGGAGGCCGCGGAGGUCGCGGUGUCGACCGUCGCGACCGUUUUAGAUCGCGAGGAAGACGUAGAGCUUCUGUUAACGCUGCUCGCGAACUUAGCCAAGGGGCAGGAGGAAGAAAUACGCGUGUCCGCGGCGAAGAUUUGCGGCGGGCUCGCGCGCGUCGUCGGCGGCGGCGUCUCGGAACAGACGCUCGCGCCGAUUCUGCGAACUAUCGCGUCGGACGAAGCGCUGCAGGCUCGGGAAGCGGCUGCGAGGGCGAUCGUGAAGGUCGCCGAGGUGAUGGACGACGCGAUCGCGGAGGACGCGUUGCUGCCGUCGUUCAAGAAGCUCGCGAAAGACGCGAUUUGGUCAGUGCGAAGGUCGUGCGCGGAAAACCUCGUGGAGCUGUCCAAGUGCUUCUCGAGAGAGACGUUCGUGAAAGUCGCUCACGACCUUUUCGAACCGUUAGCGAACGACGUGAGCUUUCAAGUGCGGACCGCCGCGCUGGAGAAGCUUGGCCCGCUCGUCGCCGAGCUCGGCGGCGAGCACACGUCUGCGGCGCUCGUCGAUCACUUUGUGAGCAUGUCGGAGAGCACGGGAGGUAACAACGGGCUGCAGUUAUCGUGCGCGUUCAACAUUCCAGGCGUGGCGUACACGAUCGGGCACGCGCGAUGGCACGAGAUAAGACCCGCGUAUAACGUCCUCGCGCACAGCGUGCAAUGGCGCGUGCGACGCUCGUUAGCGUGCUCGUUGCACGAGAUGGCGAAAAUAUUAGGGAAAGAAACGACGCAACGCGAUUUAUUACCCAUCUUCGAAGCGAUGCUGAGCGACACGGACGAGGUCGUCGUCGGGGUUAUCGAUCAUCUCGCGGAGUUCAUGAGUCAAGUUGCCCCUCACGCGCGGACCGGGCCGUUGUACUUGCUUCAGGACGUCGGAAAGGCGGAGGGAAAGAAUGUGAUUGGGAAUUGGCGCCUACGCGCGGCGUUGUCCGAGCAACUCGGUGCGUUAUCGAAAGUUCUGCCCGAAGACGCGAACGAAGACGCUCUGCUUCCUUUACUUCUACGGCUUCUUAAAGACCCCGCGUCCGCGGUCAGGGCGAAGAGCAUCGACGCUGUCGGCGGAGUCCUGCACAACACCGCGAAGGCGUCCUCGCUGCGGUGGAGAUCCGGAAAAGUUGGCGACGUCGUCGCGGAGAUAAAGCUCAUGGCGACAAACCCACGGUGGUUGGACCGUCAGGCGUACGUCCAAAUGUGCGGUGCUUUCGUCGGCGUCGUGGACGCGAACAUCAUCAAAGAAGAGUUCCUCCCGUUGAUGCUCAUGUGCGUGGACGACGCCGUUCCGAAUGUGAAGCGAGAGCUCGCAAGGUCGCUCGCUCGUCUCGACGGAGACCGAUCGUUCGCCGGGAUCCCCGACGUAUUGGACACGAUCCGCACUCUACGAAACGACCCGGACGUAGAGUCUGUCUCGAUCGCGAAGAACUACGUCGCCGAAGAACGUUCGAAUGGGGAAUACACCACCGGGCUUGGUGGCGAGUUUCAUGCGACUGGCUUGCGAUGA